CUUUAAAACACCCACUAGUCAAAACAUUUCAUACGACUUUUGACGUCUAGUAGUUGGACAUAUCGUGCGUGCUGGUCAAAAAUAAUAAUUGAAAAUGUCAAAAGAAAAAACAAAAGUCGAAGAAGAUGGAUUCAUUCAGAGAUUGUGUAAAAAAUUCAAUAUUAAUUAUAAUUUAAUUAUGUUAAAAGUGACUCUCUUUUUGAUGUAUGGAGCUACUUCAUCAUUAUUACCAUACUUGACUAUUCAUAUGCAGAGCAUCGGUUUAUCUGUAGAAGAAAUAGCUAUUGUAUACCUAGCACUACCUCUAACGACUUUUUUAGCUCCGCCUGUAUCAGGAUUCCUAGUCGACAAAUUUGGUCAAUAUAAGCCAGUUUUGUUCAUAUCUUUAGCUUUAAAUGCAAUUUUUCAUCAUUCUCUAAUAUUAAUACCUCAAACAGAAACACCUGGAGCAAUACCAUCAGCAUAUGUUAUGAGACAUCCUGAAUCUGGUAAAGUCGAUGUUUGGUGGAGCCCAUGUCCUAGUCGUGAGUGUCCAGAGGAUGAGGAAAUUAAUUUGGUAUUAGACGAAUGUGAUGACCACUGUUUAAUGAGAGACUACAGUAUACCACGCGAAGAAAAUGAUUUAGUACCUAAGAUCGAACAAAGUAUAGCUGUUAGGCCACCGACAUUUAUAGCCGGAUCUCCACCCCAACAAUCAUUGCCAAAUUGCAUAAUGCCAUCUUCAAAUCAUCCAGGUUCGAGUCAUAACCAAGGAGUUGAUGAAAAAGACUUAUUUUUCAUUUAUGAGAAAACAAAGCAAGCUAGAAAUUUGACAAAAUCAUCAACAAAAAAAUCUGAUACCAAGAAAAAAGUAAGAAUGGGAGUUCUGCUCAAUGGUAAUGAAACAGUAAAUGAAAUAGCAAAUAUAGGAGCUGGACUUAAUAAUGUCAAUGUGACAUCUACUAAAAAAGAAGCUACUGUGUUUGUAGUUUUAGAUAUGCACCCAGGUCUAAUGGAUCCAACAGAAACAUUAGGAAUGGAGUUGCCUGAACCAGAUCAGGAUGAACAAGUCACUGAUUUUCGUCAACAUUUUUCAUCAGAUAUGUUAAUUUCAUCAGGAGUUAAUUUUACUGCACUUCUUGAUCAUGAUUUGCGUUGUGGAGGAAGAGUAUUAGCAACAAAUUUGACUUACAACAAACUUAAAGAAUUGGCAGCUGAUUGUAUGCUUCAAAAAUGUAUAUUUAGAACUGGAGGUCCUGAACGUUGUCCCCCUGAAUACAAACCAUCAAAUGAAAAAGUAUUUUGGAUAUAUUUUGGGUUACGAUUUAUAGGUACUACUAUGUUAUCAGCAUCAGUAACAGUUAUGGAUCCAAUAGCUUUAAAUCUUAUACAAAGAUACGGUGGACAAUUUGGAAGGGAAAGAUUAUUUUCUACAGCUGGUAUGGCAUUAUUUUCUCCAUUAACUGGAUGGUUAAUAGAUAAAAUGAGUGCAAAAAAAGGUUACACGGACUAUUCUUCAGCAUUUUACACUUAUGAUAUAUUACUUCUAUUUUCGAUGAUAACUCUCUUAAUGAUGCCAGUUGGUAUCAAAAUGCCAGCUGAUCAUAUUUUAAAAGAUAUGAUAAGAUUAUUAAAGUUACCCCAUGUAAUAGCUUUUUUAUUUUUUUUGUUUGUUCUUGGAAAUUGUUGGGGUUUUAUUGAGUCUUAUUUAUUUUUAUACCUUAAAGAAUUAGGUGCAUCAAAUUAUUUGCUAGGUAUUACAGUAUCAGUGGCAACAAUAAGUAGUGUACCGUUUUUAUAUGGAGCAGAAAAAAUUUCAAAAAAAAUUGGCCAUGUAAAUAUUAUAGUAAUAGCAUUCUUUUCUCAUGCUGCUAGGUUAAUGGGAUAUUCAUAUAUAGAAGAUCCUUGGUGGGUUUUCCCAUUUGAAGCUAUUGAAUCCUUAGCAGUUCAUUUGAUGUGGGUAGCAGCUGCUACAUAUUGUGCAUUACUGGCUCCGAAAAAUCUUUUGGCAACACUAAUUGGUGUUUCAGGAAUGUGCCAUUUCAGUCUUGGUCGUGGAAGUGGAAGUUUCAUAGGAGGCCUAUUAAUAGGUUCAUUUGGAACUAGACAAUCGUUUAGACUAAUGGGACUUUUGGGAGUUGUUAGUGGAAUAAUUUAUGGAUUAAUGCAUUGCAUGUGGUUACAUAAAUUUGAAGACCAAACUAAGCCUGAAAAAUCUGAUCCUUCUGAAGUGGAAUCUUUAAAAGAAGUAGAAGAAAAUAAUAAAGAUGAUAUCUCAGAUAUUGAAGCAGAAGCAAGGCGCUUAAGUUUAAUGAUUAAGUUUAAUCAUAGGGGGUCAUUAGCAUCAUUAGAUAAAGAGCAACUACUGCCAGCCAAAUCACAGAACGAUAUUAGGAGUACAAUGUUGCAACCACCGAAGGUAGAUUUACUUAAAUCUACUUUGGAACUUAAUUAUUUAUACAAAAAGUCACAAAACAAACCUAUUUUAAAAAGAGAAGAAAAUUCUAUAUUAACACCAAAAGGAAACAGAAAAUCUAUGACUAUUCAAACAAAUGAAGAGGAUACUACAUGUAUAGAAGACAAACAGGAAUAAUAAAAAAGAAUAUUUAAAAUAAUAAUGAAAAUUAUUUAUAACAAAAAUAAAUGUUGCACUUACACUACAUUUUAGUGAAUUUAAUAUCAUUUUAUUGUUUGUACUUUUUUUCAUGUUUAUUAUAAUUUUUUUUGUGUUUGUCAUAAUAACAGUCAUCGCUUGAAUAACUUUUA
Daktulosphaira vitifoliae (grape phylloxera) is the source of this 2745-nucleotide messenger RNA. Its product is annotated as major facilitator superfamily domain-containing protein 6-A-like. The transcript has 13 exons. Gene Ontology annotation, cellular component: membrane. Lineage: Eukaryota; Metazoa; Arthropoda; Insecta; Hemiptera; Phylloxeridae. The record is from RefSeq and is a predicted model, not a curated record. Bases 95 to 2572 code for a protein of 825 amino acids.